CACAGUUGGUUUCCAGUCCACUUGACAAUUAGAAACUUUUUGAAAAGAAUGUAAUUUAAAAACACAUAUGUGGGAUUUCACAUAUGUUUAUUGUUCUUUGGAUACCUCUAUCCUGUGGUUCAAAGUUUGCUUUUGUGAAAUUGUGUGAGAAAAAAAGCUGCUACAGGUGGAUUGCUGAAGACCUGAGGACACAGGUCUAAUCAAGAGAAGAAUUCAACAUAUCAAGACUCACCAUUGUCCAUCACAAGGAGUGGCGUAGACACGCAAGAUGGAGGAAAUAAAAUUCAGAGGAAAGAAAAGAGAAGGAAGACACAGGGAUACGUGGGAUCCAUUCCAGCUCAACCCGAUUGGAGCCGAGAAGGAAACCAAGAGAAGAUGUUUCGAAUUUGCCCAGUACCUGGUGGCUGCUAUCGUUGGGUUAGCCGUCUUGACCAGCGCCGUUGUUGCGAAGGGCUCUCUCUUGGUGUUGUCCACCAUGUCCUGUCCUACCUCCCUGCGAAGCCCAAAGGAAAAGCAGUUCUACAUGCUGAUGUUGGUGUUCUGCCUGGUCUUCCCCAACGUCCUGGUGUUCCUGAAGUCACUGUGGAGAUGUGCCUUCAAGAGCUUUGUCUAUCCCAACAUGAAGACCAUGGGCUUUAUGUGUGCCAUUGAGUGUCUGGUGUCUCUUGGGACUUCGACCCUGGUGCUCGUUGUGAUGCCUCAGUUUGAUGUGUUGACUAAUCUCUUCAUCAGCGGAGGAGUCUGUAUUAUUUCGGCCAUUCUGCAGAUAGUAUACAAACUACAGAAAGAAACGUGGAAAAUCCUGUUCCCGAUCUGCUCGCUCAUUUUUACAGUUGCUGGUUACUGCCUCCUGGGGAUUGACUACUACGUCCGCGUGUCAUCAUACGUGGAUCGGCAGAGCGCCGACUGCUUCAUCUACAUUGCAAUUGGAAUUUUCUCUUCAGUCCUCGUCUCCCUCUGCUGGUGGGAGAAUCCACUGCAAGCUACUAAUCGCAUGCAGGAAAAACUGUCAGAAUUGGAAGGUUUCAGGGACUUUGUGUUUGUCAUCAGCAGUAUUCUGAGGAUCAUAGUGAUAGGAGCAGUAUACCUAUUCUACCACGCGCUGAUUCAGAAAACCAUCAAAUGGUCAGACUUUAACCUGCAGGAUAAGGACUGGGAAUUACUGCAAAUAGGACUGGUGCUGUUCUUCUUACAGGCCUUCUGCUCAGCAGCCUGCCACUGGUUCGGUGUGGUGGCCUGUAAGAUCCAUGCAGUCAGGAUGAGUUUCGCGCUGCCAUUAUGUUGCACAGGGCCUGCAGUGCUCCUGCUGGGACUCAUACUUUUCUUAACCCAGGCACAAGAUUUGAAUAAAGCAAAGCACGGGAGCAUCACAGAUUUUUGUGAAAGUUUAGUCUACUUGAGCCGUAAGAACACAACCCCUGUGGUUUUACUGGAAAUCACAAGGAGCAUUUGUCGCACUUCACUCAACAGCUAUUACCUGCAAUGGCCUUUUUCAAUGCUGGCACUGGAGGGAGUGUGUAUGUGGUUAGGCGCCGUCACAUGUUCCUACUACGUAUGGAAGAUCAAGGUCCAGCGCAUAGAGAGAACCUCCCAGCUCUUCGUUCGUCGACUCUACGAAUCUGCUUUUAUUGACCUGUCUCUGCUACUCAACACCAAGAUGAAGGUUCCCCGAGCCCGAAACCAAGAGAGCCACGAAGACAUACAGAACUGUGUGAUCUACCUGUGUGCCACCAUGUGGCAUGAGACCUAUGAUGAAAUGCUUAAAAUUCUCACCUCCAUGUUCAGACUGGACCGCUACCGAGGUGAUCCAAAGGAGAACCAUACGGACUGUUUUGACUUUGAGUGUCACGUCUAUGUCGAUGACGCUUACAUGACUGAAAAGGCUACAGGGAAGAGGCUGGUGAACAGCUACGUUACCGACUUGAUCCACGUCGUCAUCGAGGUUUAUCGGGUGUUCACCAACAAAGAACCAGAUGAUGUGUCAAUCUUCGAGACCCCCUACGGUGGCAGGCUGAUGUUUGUUCUGCCAGACGGCAACAUGCUUUACAUUCAUCUAAAAGACAAAACUCUCAUCAAGAACAAGAAAAGAUGGUCCCAGAUUAUGUAUAUGUACUAUCUACUCGGCUGGAAGGGCUACAUCGUCAAGAACCCUAAGAAGAUCACACGCCAGAACAACCCAUGCAGAGAGAGCAUGAUCUCCAUGUAUGGAGAGAUUUAUCUGUUGCCUCAGCAUGACACUGACUACAAGAGAAAAUUCAUCUCAGAUGACAACACGUACAUCCUGGCUCUGGACGGAGACACGGACUUCCAACCUAAAGCUGUGAUUCUGCUGUUGGACAGGUUGAGGAUGUAUACCAACGUAGGUGCAGCGUGUGGUAGAAUCCAUCCGACUGGAAUGGGUCCCAUGGUGUGGUACCAGAAGUUUGAGUACGCGGUCGGCCAUUGGCUUCAGAAGACAUCGGAGCACGUGUUCGGCUCUGUGCUGUGCAGUCCGGGAUGCUUCAGCCUGUUCAGAGGAUCGGCCUUAAUGGAUGAUAAUGUGAUGAAGAAAUACACGACGCCUGCAACCAGAGCUUCGGAAUAUGUGCAAUAUGACCAAGGGGAGGAUCGUUGGUUGUGUACUUUGUUACUGCAACAAGGGUGGCGUGUCGAAUACAAUGCGGCAUCGGAUGCAUACACCAACUCACCAGAAGAGUUUAAAGAGUUUUAUAACCAGAGGAGACGAUGGGGACCAUCGACACUGGCUAACACACUGGACCUUCUGCACAGUGGUUCAGAAACAGUGAAGAGAAACUCAUCCAUCUCCCAGCUUUACAUCUACUACCAGAUGUUCACCGUUAGUUCCUCUAUCCUUGGUCCAGCCUCUGUGACUCUCAUGAUAGCAGGUGCUUUACAAUUUAUCUUAAAACUCUACGGUACGACUUCCAUCAUCAUCGCAUGCAUUCCUCCAGUGUUCUACAUCCUCAUCUGUUUUUUAGCAAAGCCCAAUACCCAGAUUACCAUCGCUGCCAUUUUGAGUAUUAUGUAUGCGUUCCUGAUGACUGCGUCCUUGUUUUCCAUCAUUGGUGACAUGGUGAUUCAGGGCACCUUCCUGACCCCCACAGGCUUGUUUUUGGUUUCAAUGGCCAUCAUGUAUUCAGUGACAGCAAUACUACACCCAGAGGAAUGGGCAAUGAUUAUUUAUGGUCUGAUGUAUUUCAUCUGUAUCCCCAGUGGAUACCUCCUACUGACCAUCUACUCACUGGUUAACAUGCACAUUGUCACAUGGGGCACAAGGGAAACCAACAAGGGAGAAGGAGAAGUGAAGAAAAACCAUAAUAUGCUGUGUGACAGAGACUGUAGAAUUUGCUGCUGGGACAUGAAGCUACAGAUAACACAGGAAACAGAUAAUCAGAUGCUUCGACAGAUCACAGGCCAGACGGCACAGGAAGGCCCGCCUCCUCUUCCCAUUGUCAACCAAGACUCAAUCAAUCAAAUAGCAGCAGCCAAGAUGGAGCCUGAAGCCAACAUUGAUAAAAACACAGAAAACACUGUGGAAGAAGUCAAGAAACCUCUCGUUGACAAACAGAAUUGGGUGGCAGUCAAAGGCAAUGACAGUGCUUCCAGCAGCAGUUAUGGCAGUGUCAACAAAAAGAACAUUUCACGAAGUGGAUACAACGACGUUGAGGAGGAUGAUGACUUGAUGAUUUCUGACUUCGAGGAAACAGAGCUUCCCGUCAGCGACUGGGUAAAGCCGGUGAAGGAGGAAUUUUUGAAGAAGCUGACUUAUGCCAACAUGAAGAGAAAUCUACAGGAACAAAUCCGCUACACACUCCGAAACAAAAAUGAGGAUGACGUGUGUGAGGAGUUGGUCUUAAUGUUGACGGACACUCUUAAUGGACAGCUCAGUGAAGUGGGGCCUGAAGAUAUUCUGACCGAAAGCCAACUGGAGGAGUUAGAAUAUGCCCUGAGAGAGCAUACUCGGCGUAUCCUUGUAACCAGUCAAAUGGAGAGAUUGGAGAAAAGAGUAACCGCAGCCAUCAAGAAAACACUCACCGCCCCACAAGUGAAGAAACUUGAUGAGGGUGAGCAAGACUUCUGGAACAAGUUACUUGAACGCUACUUAACGCCUAUCGUUGACAGUAAAGCGCAUCUGGAGGAAGUCACCAGAGAACUAAAGUCACUACGCAACAAGGCUGUGUUCCUGUAUUUCAUCGUCAACUUGCUGUGGGUGGUUGCAACCUUCUUCCUGCAGGCCAUUGGAACUGAAGUCCUCAGCAUCAAGAUCCCGAAAUACUAUCCGAACGGAACUGAAUCUGCAGAGCCCCUCAUGGUGGAGCCUCUCAGUUUGAUGUUCCUGUUUUCCUUUGCUUUUCUUCUCAUUAUCCAGUUUCUGGCCAUGUUAUAUCACAGAGUCUACACUCUGAUCCAUGUGGUCUCCUAUCGCAGCACAGAGAAAGAAUACAUGCCGAAAGACAUUGAGGAGGAGGAUGAUGGCUUGACUCUGGAGAACCACAGAGCCAGUGCACUUGGGUUUAACGACGAUGACCUGUAGUCCAUAACGACCAACUGGAACCAAUGGGUCGCUCACCCCCUAAGUGCUGCCAAUCAAACAUUUACUUUUUCAGCCAUCACGAAAUACAACAAAUGUUAAGGAUUGAAUGGUAGUCUUUGUAGACAGGCCAUUUCUUAAUAUUGAAAUAUUUUGGAAAUCAGCAGCUCUUUUGCAGCAACUGUUUUGCCUCCAAGCAAAUGAGAUUUGAGUGGCAAAGGGGAAAUCAAUAAUAACAGAUUCAAUUACAUUUGUUUUAUAAUAUAACAUUAGGAGUCGUUAACAUGUGAGCUUAUGUGUGUUGUGUUUGAAUGUAUAUGCUUUUAAGACUUGUAUUUUAAGUGUGGUUGAAUGCAUCAGGUCCUUAUCCAAAUCCAGGGUCUAAAGAUAGAGGGUGUUAUGUGGGACAGACUGCACAUCUCAUUGAAGGCUGCAUUCAUCUAGCAGAAGGAAAACAAAACCUUGUAGAGGAUAAGGUAUUUUAAGAUAUUUUACAAAAGAAUCUGUCCAAUUUGUUAAUAAUUUUUGUUCUGUGCCUGCAACAGAAUCUAUGUUUUUACCACAAUGAGCUCAAUGUAGAUGGAAGCAAAACAUUUUAAUUUGUCCAAGUAAAUGUAUUUAUGAGUUCCUAGUCAAGUCAGGUUGCUCCCAAGAAACAGUGAGUCAAUCAAAGAUUAUUAAAUGCAACAUUUGCACAUGUAAGAUAUAUUUGUAUUGUUAAACCUUGUGUAUUUUAAAGUCUGGUGUAAUCUACACGGUUUCCUUUUUAAAAUUUCAGACGGUAUCAUUGUAAUUAUGUAUACAAAAUGUAACAAUGCACUUUACAAAGUGAUAACAUGUUGUGAAGAUAAACUCCCUAGGAAACUGUUGAACUGAUUAAAUAAAAUAAUUGAACAAUC
This is a messenger RNA of Pseudoliparis swirei, 5430 nucleotides long. It is a transcript of the gene chs1, whose product is annotated as chitin synthase 1. Gene Ontology annotation, cellular component: cell periphery; cell septum. Gene Ontology annotation, molecular function: chitin synthase activity. Lineage: Eukaryota; Metazoa; Chordata; Actinopteri; Perciformes; Liparidae. The coding region runs from base 269 to 4534 and encodes 1421 amino acids. The transcript has 35 exons. The record is from RefSeq and is a predicted model, not a curated record.